Messenger RNA from Talaromyces atroroseus, 1116 nucleotides. RefSeq lists its product as hypothetical. The coding region runs from base 1 to 1116 and encodes 371 amino acids. Lineage: Eukaryota; Fungi; Ascomycota; Eurotiomycetes; Eurotiales; Trichocomaceae. The record is from RefSeq and is a predicted model, not a curated record. The transcript has 5 exons.
AUGCCACAAUUCGAGCCCAAUGCAAUUCUGCGAGGGGCUCAGCUCACCGUCGUCGGCACUGUCCGAGCUCUGAGAAAUCCCCAGCUGUUCAAGCACGAGCACUUCCGCCAAGCUGCUCUUGCUGUUGCGGUGGGUGUGGUGAUUGAGCUCAUCCUGCAGAUCCCAAUUAUCGCUGUCAAAAUCUUCCUCCAAAUCGCUUCAGUGGUCGUUGAUCUGAACGAUGUUACUUGGGACGAUAAGCUCAUUGAAGGCCUGGAUUUUAUAUCCAACUCGGUCCUCCAAGUGCCCUUCCUUCUCAUGACUCUCAUGCGAUAUAUUACUCCUACCUUAGAUGAUAUAUUUCUACUGUCCCUUCAAUGGGCCGAUGUCACCUAUGUAGAGAAGCAUAAAGCCGAUGACCCUCAAAAUCUAAGGGACAUGUAUUAUCCGAACCUCAUACAGUAUCCCAAAAAGGGACCUACUGCUCCCUCACGAUCACGAAAGCCAACCACCACUUCGCUGAUCGCAUUCUUAAAUCGAUACAUCCGAAGGGUUGCUAUGUGGCUAGGCAUAUACAUUCUGUCACUGCUUCCCGUAAUCGGAAGAUUUGUGAUGCCUGCAGCAAGUUUCUACAAUGCCAGAGAGACCCUAGGAACAACCCCAGCUGCGGUCAUAUUUGGGUCGGUGCUAGUAUUACCAAGGCGGUAUGUUGUCUUCUUCCUACAUAGCUAUUAUGCAUCACGAAGCUUGAUGCGAGAACUGCUUGAACCAUAUUUCUGCCGCAUCCAGUUCGACAAGGAGCAGAAGAAAAAAUGGUUUAUUGAGCGCGAAGGAGUCCUGUUCGGCUUUGCCUUUGCCUUCACAAUUGUGCUCAAGACCCCCUUUAUUGGCGUGCUCAUGUACGGAAUUGCUCAAGCGUCAACUGCAUACCUGGUCACAAAAAUCACCGACCCUCUUCCACCUCCUGAACACAGUGAGGGAUUUGCCGAGAAACAAAUCACGUGGAAGAACAAGCAUGAGUUUUUGCAACUGUCUCUGGAUGCCUUGGAUAGUUCUCAUGUGAAGAAUCCCAGUAAUGACCAGGCGAAAAGCCCCCGGGUGGAUGUGUCUUCAAGUCCAACAAAAGUGUUUUCUUAA